AUGGCUUUGCACACGCAACGUCGCUACGCGUGCCUCUUCUCUGUGCGUCUCUCUUGUCUCCGCGUCUUCGCGCCCCUGGCUACGCGUUGCGUGCUACGCAGUGUUCCGCUGGCCUGUGUUGAUCUAGGUCUCACAGGGCCACAAUUGGUAUCCUUGCUCAUCGCCCUGGUGUGCGAAUUGACCAGACGAUUGAACAUUCCCAUCGAGGUUGCAGCAACAAUCGGCGAGGCCGAGGAUGACAACGGCGCAGCUGCCAUGCCAGUUGACGGCACAGCAUCCUCCACUGCACAUCCUUGGAGGGUGACCAUGGAUACCAUCGAUGUGAAGAGCACUGGUGGGACUAACUUCAUCAUUUCUGUUUGGACUGCUGCAUGUAAUACGCAGCAGCCAGUGGACGCAGGAGGAGCUCUGUACACAGGACCGGAUGAAGCCCCUGCACAUUUGGACGUCAAUUUUGAUUCGUUUUUGUUUGACAGUGCUCCCGCUUACAUUGAUGCUGAAAUAGCUGACGAUGGUUUAGUCGCCUCAAGCUUUGCACGUUCAGCGGCUGGAGACACGGUUAUGGACACCAUGUCAAACGACAGAUGCAGGAGCCACAGUGCUAUGCAGAGUGGUGUUGCACGAAUUUUGGACUUGGAGAAGCCACGAUUCAUUUGGGAAGCCCUUGGACUGGAAACUGAAGGCCGACUGAGGCGGCCAUUGCUGUGCAGGUUUGACUCAGACGGCAAACCAUUGGAACAAAACCUUACUGCAUCGGAGAACAGUGAACUCUUGCGUCAAUGCUUGGACAUCAAAACAGAGAGGCGCAGCGUUGCGCGCAGCCAUUCAUGCGAGGUUACAAUUCUUUCAUGGCUGGCCGAAGUUGGCACGGAACUUCACGUCCGACGAUUGGGCGGGCACCACUUGGAUGUCGGGGGAAAGAGUGCUGAAACAUAUGCACGGGACAGCAUGGCCCCGGCAAUGCGUGCUGUUGCACAGGCGGUGGACGCUGUGAUCAAGGGCAUUUUUGCCCCUGACGUCAUCUGGUCAGGGAGAUUUUUGAAGCUACAGCCGAAGCUUGACUUUGCGGCCAACAGCGGAGAGAUCUCAGAUGGCUCGUACGAUUUUCCUUUCAGCGAUGACGAGCGAGUUGGUGGUGACACUGAUGCAACAGCCGCCGACAGCUCCUCAGAUGCAGGAUCAACCUCAUGUGAGACUGUGAAUGAUGCAACAAUGUUGUGGGAGCUGCUGCGUCCUGAGCUCAGGCCGACACUGGUGGUUGUUGGGUCACGUUUGGAGAAGUUCGCGCACUCCUUUUCAUAUGUGGUCCACUUGAAGCACCCAUCAGAGAAAAAGUUCCUGUGCGGACGAGUGUGCAACAACCGAUAUGAAAGCAAAACCUCUGAAGCGUCAGAGGAGUGCCCAAAGUGUGCCACCUGUUUUGGUAGCAAGGAAGCCUUGGUUGCAGAUGACGGCAACACUUAG
Molecule: messenger RNA, 1464 nt
Organism: Cladocopium goreaui
Lineage: Eukaryota; Dinophyceae; Suessiales; Symbiodiniaceae
Source: the annotation of a GenBank genome assembly